Molecule: messenger RNA, 2435 nt
Organism: Atta colombica
Lineage: Eukaryota; Metazoa; Arthropoda; Insecta; Hymenoptera; Formicidae
Gene: gbb
Product: protein 60A
Exons: 6
Coding region: 981-2276 (431 amino acids)
Biological process (GO): BMP signaling pathway; SMAD protein signal transduction
Cellular component (GO): extracellular region
Molecular function (GO): growth factor activity; cytokine activity
Source: RefSeq, a predicted model, not a curated record
UAAAAACUUAGUAGAUUUAAAAACUGUGUACAAGUAAUUAUGUGAUAAGCAACGUAAAUUUUAUUUUUGGAAAAAGAAAAUGAUGAUACCGUAAGAGUGUGAUUGACGGAAACGCGCAGCGUAUCAUCAGGGAAAACGCGAUGCACAGCAAAUUUCCUGCUUUCCUCAUAGGAGUUAAAUCCUGGCGCAAUCGCAAUGACGUAGAAUCUCUAGCAUGCACUGAUAACAAGGGACGAUCGGGACCAGCGAAAUUUUCACGGUACCAGUGGACGAUACAGCGGAGUGAGUCGUAACACGAGGUCACCAAGCCGUUAAGGACAUUUGAGGACGAAGAGCGUUAUCUGCAGCGUGUGGGUCCGCGCGCGCGCGCACACGCGAUGUCCAUUCCUGACAACGAAACCGCAACGCGCGCAAUCGCUGUGCCGGGAGCGUUGUUGAUCCAGAUCACCAUUCACCAGGAUCCGCAUCGAUCAAGAUCACCGUUAUUCAGGAAUCUCGACUGUCGCAACGGCUCGCGAUGGGAUCGUUGAGAGUCCUUAGAUUCUCAUAAUUGCUUAGACCGUGAAACUUUUGAAUUAAACUCGCGAAUACUUUCAGCUUGAUAACCUUUGAAUUGUUUGCUUAUGGUGUUCGAAAAUAUUUGAAUAGUUCUGGAACUUUCGUGCUGUUGCUGAAGCUAUACGAAGAUACCCGUGCACUUCGCCGUGACAUUGAAUAAUCGCGGGAAUUGAAUGCGAGAGAAAAGUGGAAGAACUUACUUUCUUUCGCAGAUAAAUUCGCGAAGAAAAGUGAAGAGGAAGAAAGAAGGAAGAAUUUACCAGACGGGGAAAGGAAGAAAAAAUAGAUAACUUUUAUAACAUUAGCCGAAGAAUUUUGCUGGGAGAAAAAGGAAAAGAAAAGUCCAGGAAGAGGAUAAAGAAUUGAAAAGGAAAGCAGAAAGGAUUACGAUUAAAAGACACUGACUCCCCCUUGACAUCAUUAUGUCAGCUCAACCUUUUUCUACCCUGCUGAUCCUCGCAGCGAUCCUUGGCGAUUUGACCAUCGGUAGCGCCGAGAGGAUAAGCGGUUUAUACGUGGACAACGGCUUUGAUCAGACGGUGGUUCAUCGUGUAGUCAGCCAGCGUGAGAAACGCGAAGUAGAGCAUGAGAUUCUGAAUCUGCUGGGACUCCCGGAUCGUCCACGGAACACCAUCGGUAGGACUCCCCAAGUGAAGAGGUCGGCGCCCAAGUUUCUACUGGAUAUCUACAAGAACGCCCUUGGCGAGGACGAAGAGGAAAAGCCCGUGGCACGUAGUCACAAAGCCGGGGAGUUCGACCUCAGCAGACAGGAUCUGAGAGCGAUUGAUCAGAGCGAUGUUAUCAUGACUUUUGCAGCUCACAAUCAUCACGUCCCUGGGGUGAGACACGAACGUGGGAAGAGGCUCUGGUUCGAUGUGUCCGAAGUACCACCUGAAGAAUACAUAAUUGGCGCUGAACUUAGGUUGUAUCAUAGUGCACACACGAAGAUUCAGAAGAGUCAUGGUUCUCACACAAUCACGGCUUAUCGAGUAUUGAACACUAAAGAAGGAAUUCGAGAAUUACAGUACGUCGAUGCCAUAAAUAUUACGGACAAAGAGGGCUGGCUGACAUUGAACAUCAGCGAGGCUUUUGAACAUUGGGUGAAGGACUCAAACGAAAAUCGAGGACUGUAUCUCUCUGUGCAUCCUGCUGAUCGUUCAGCGCAUGAAGUGAGACCAGAGGAUAUUGGAAUUAUGGGAUUCCGGGGUGAUCCAGACAAGCAACCCUUCAUAGUGGGCUAUUUUAAGAGUUCAGGCAUAAGGGAAUCCAAGGUUCGACAGAAGCGCGAUGCCAAGAGGAAGAAGAAGAGUGAGGCCACCAGUUGGGAUUAUCGGAAUAAUCCUUACACUGCAUAUCUUUUAAAACUCUGGUUCCUCACGGCGCACUACGAUGUGAUGAUGGCUAUGUCGGAUUACGAUAUCAUAGGCAAGGAAUCGUACGUUUUUUACGAAUCCGAUGAUUGGAUUAUUGCGCCGGAUGGGUACGAUGCAUAUUAUUGUAGCGGGGAAUGCAACUUCCCAUUGAACGCUCAUAUGAACGCAACUAACCACGCAAUAGUUCAAACUCUAGUGCAUUUGGUGAGCCCGGGCAAGGUACCCAAGCCAUGCUGCGCACCCACCAAACUUUCAGCCAUUUCUGUCUUGUAUUUCUUGGACGAGAGCAAUGUCAUCUUGAAGAAAUAUAAAAACAUGGUUGUUAAGAGUUGCGGCUGCCAUUAGAUUUUUCUUUCCCAGCCAAUUGAUAGAAUUGAAAAACAACACUCAUUGUUGCAGAUGCCAACUGAACUAGAUGAUAAUUUCAUAAUCAAAUGAACAAUAUUUCCUCAUUGCUUUCGGUUUUUAUUAUUCAGAUGCGGUCUUUGAGCCUUUUAAAAGUAU